AUGGCCGAAUCUGCCGACAUAAUCGACCAGUUUGACUUUAUUGAGCUAGUCCUCGAUGUCACCGAAUCCAUCGACAGCCAGUCGCCAAACGAUGUUAUACGCACUCAAGUCCAGCUGCUUCUAUCGAUUGUUGGUAGAGAUUUGGCUAGGACAGCAGCUGUUAAGUUCUACAGAGCACUAUUCGACAGCAUCGAUCAAACUCUGGAGCUCGAGAUCGUCGGCGAUAACAGUAUCAUGGGUGCCGAUAUUGCUGCCAAAUAUAUUCUUGAGGCUACCGGGGAGUUCAUCACGAAAGCUGACUGGGGUUCCGAAUCUGUUAAUGUCUUGGGAUUUUCAAUUAAUCUUCUCAGAGCAUGCUCAAUGGGAGAACACGAAUCGAAGAUAGUAGUACACCUGGGCUGUAGCCUCUUAGAGAGAAUGGCGCAGUCGCUUUAUCUUCUCUUUGGCGCGAACUAUGACAAAUUCUCCAUCUUUGCGUACGAGGUUGUUCCACUGCUCGAUACCGCGGACAAUGGCACGAGGUCUAGUCGUGUCACUCGCAUUUUUGAGGCCCUGGAGGAGGAAGAUUACGAGAGAGCGGAUGAGCAAAAGGCACACCUGAAGCAAAUGUGCACCGUGCUUGGAAGAUACGACCUGCAUCGACAACUCAUACAGUCUGCUGUGAAGGAGCGCGCAUACGGUCAAGAGCCAGUCGGGCUUAUCGCGCCUUCAGAUCUUGAACAGGAAGCUGCAACCAGCCUGGAACUAUUCACCACAACACUGGACUGGGAAGGGCCGGCUAUCGACCAUUUACUGAAAAGCACAUCCAAAGUUAUGAAGAUGGACGCUACAUCCUCCGCACAGAUCGCGACACUCAACACAAUCGAGAUCAUGCUCCAUUCGGAACAUCUCUUCUUGCACAAAAACCUGCAGAUCCUGAUUUCUUUCGUCUUAUCGGUCGCACCUGCGCUUGAUGGCAUGGCUGAGACGCGCCAGUCAGAGCGAUUGACGACCCUUCUCAAAGAUCUCAGCGUCUACAGCGGCUCGCAAACUGUCCAGAAUCGCGAUACUAUCAACGGUCUUUGCCGAGAUCUGGGAAGAGUGUUUGAAGAUAUAGCAAUGCAGCCUACAAGUGACGAUUUCGAUGAUGGCGAGCUCUCAAAGGCUACCUCCAAGCUUGUUAUCGAUUAG
Messenger RNA from Alternaria burnsii, 1170 nucleotides. RefSeq lists its product as uncharacterized. The coding region runs from base 1 to 1170 and encodes 389 amino acids. The transcript has 4 exons. NCBI's taxonomy places the organism in Eukaryota, Fungi, Ascomycota, Dothideomycetes, Pleosporales, Pleosporaceae. The record is from RefSeq and is a predicted model, not a curated record.